Molecule: messenger RNA, 3059 nt
Organism: Mya arenaria
Lineage: Eukaryota; Metazoa; Mollusca; Bivalvia; Myida; Myidae
Exons: 3
Coding region: 135-2033 (632 amino acids)
Molecular function (GO): zinc ion binding
Source: RefSeq, a predicted model, not a curated record
CGUAAAUCUUUGUUAACCUUGAGGAUUUUACAUUCAGCUGAGAUAGCUCUAGUUGGUUACCAGCGAGAUUUAAGAACAUGUGCUUUAAACAAAAUUAGCGAACUUCUGUGUUGGUUUUAACGUUAGAAAUUGAGAUGGAGGUAUCCGGAAAGAGACGUGACCCUGACAUUGACAAAGGCUGCGGAGAAAAAACACAGAUGGAGGUAUCUGGAAAGAAACGUGAUCCUGACCUUGACAAGGGCUGCGGAGAAGAAACACAGAUGGAGGUAUCUGGAAGGAGACGUGACCCUGGCCUUGACAAGGCCUGCGGAGAAGAAACACAGAUGGAGGUAUCUGGAAAGAGACGUGAUCCUGACCUUGACAAGGGCUCCGCAGACACAACUGUCUACUGCCAGCCGUGCGAAGAGGGCGGGAAACGGGCUGUAGGGUAUGGCUUCUGUCAGACCUGCAAGGAGUACAUGUGUGAUCCUUGUAUCGAGGCCCAUACGAUGUUCAAGGUGUCCAGGAACCACAUUAUUUUGUCCAAAGAGAAGAUGCUGUCCUUCUACCAAGCAGCCAAGCAGGUCAAUAUCUGCGACACGGAGUAUUGUAAAGUCCAUACAAAUGCGAUGGUAAAGUUUUACUGCCCGACCCACAGGUCCCUUAGCUGUGGUAUAUGUGUCGUUUUUGAUCAUAGCAGCUGUAAACUCGACUACAUUGUUGACGUGACUAAAGAGUUCGUCAAUGGAAAAGAAUUUAUACAGCUUAGACUAUUGAUUAACCGAGCUGAUGACCUACUAUCUGGGUCCACUACCAAUGUCAAGGAACUUUUGGACGAGGUCGAAAAUCAUUCAAAAAAUGAGAUCGAAAGACUGAUAAUGUUCCGGGCUGAAAUCAAUGCCUAUCUCGAUUGCCGUGAGAGGGAGUUACGUGAUAGCAUGCAGAAAAUGAAAGACGAAGACGUUAGUCAGCUAAAUUCACUUAACACUGAUUGUCAGUCGGCGAAAGCUGAACUUGAAGCCAUGAUGUCAGAGCUGAAUUCGGGGAAGUUAUCAGUGCACCAACGGUACAUGGCGGCGCGGAUAGUCAAGAUGGAGCUACCGAAGAUUCUGGACGAGAUUGAGAAGAUGGCUGGCCGGAUGAAGAUCCGUAAGUUCCGGUUCAAGAGGGAUCCGGAAACAGGGCGUCUGCUUGAAUCGAAAACUCCUCUUGGGACAGUUGACAUAGAGGGCCAUGUUCCUGACCUUGCUACUGUGACAUGGAAGAAAAAGGCUAACAUCUACGUCAGAACGUCACUGGACCGGAAUUCCUGCUUCAUCACCGGUUCCACAAUGCUUUCGCCUGGACUCCUUCUCAUGACAGACCGCUACAACAACAGUGUCAAACUAGUGGAUGUUACCACCCGCGCGAUCACUUCUCAACUCCAGCUGCCAGACAGGCCUUGGGACGUCUGCGCGAUCCCCGAUGACCAGGCUGCCGUCACUCUCCCAGCAAAAUCAAUGAUCCAGCUAUUUUCUUCAAAGGGAUGCCAGUUGUCGUAUGGAAAGCAAAUAAAUGUUUCCUGUGAUUGCCAUGGUAUUGUGUUUAUGAACAACAAAUUAUAUGUAUCUUACAUAACAAACCCGCGUAUUGAAGUAAUGACAAUAGAUGGUCAGAUAGUUACUAAAUUUAAAAAUAGAAUUUGGAAACAACUUUUCCGAAAACCAUAUUACCUGACAAUGUCAGCUUCUACACCGCCGACCAUAUACGUGUCUGACAAUGGUUCUAACAGUGUCCUACAGCUUUCCCUGGACGGGAAGGUCUUGCGAGAAUACCGGGACAAGCAGCUCCGUAGUCCCAUGUCCGUGGUGAAGGUAUGGCCUGGCCAUCUGCUCGUUUGUGGUGAGAUUAGCCUAAACUUGAUGCUUCUGACGGAGGGAGACGGCAAGAUGACGGAAAUACUGCGAAAAAUUGAUGGACUGUCCAAGCCCUACUCAGUGGCCUUCUGUCCGCACACACGUUGUUUACUUGUAGGGAUGGGCAGUUAUGACUCACUUAAGGUCUUUAAAGCGUAGUUAUAUUGUUUCCCCUGAUCCAAUCUUUUUCGGGAGACAUUAUCUCACGUUUAAGCAAGCAGAAAACGUCCAUUUUUACGAGUGGCAAACUCGUGAAAUAUAACUUAUAGUGCUCACACAGUGAACUAUAUCGCAUCUUACACUGAAACAAACAAUUCCAUUUUUAUGUUUUUGUCGAAUGAUAAUCAUCAGGUGCUAUAUUGUAAUAAUUAAACGAAAUGUUUAAUUUAGUUCCUCGAAUUAGUUGCCGAAACGUACCUAAUUAUUGUGUUGUUUAUAUGUGCCCUUUUCAUGUAUAUUUUGUUGUUCACAUCGUCGUUUUGUUCCUUAUAAAUAUCAAUUCAUCUACCAGAAUGCUUCGAAAAGUUUAAAGAAAGCUUUGAAUGUGAAGAAUAAGUAAGUAAGUAAGUAAAUUGUUUAUUAUAGUGACAUGUGUACAUAGCAUAAUAACAUUUCAUAAUGAAUAGUUUUACAUUUACACCCUAUAUGUCACCUAUUUAUCGGCGGUAUAUGGAGAAUAUUUAGUUAAAACUAAAAUUAUAUGUAAUUUAGUAAAGUUUAGAACAAGAAAUAAUCGACUAUCAGUUGAAGUAGGAAGCUGAUAUAUGAUAGAAAAUGUGGACUAUGUGAUAAAAACAGUAUUGGUGAUGAAUUCCAUUAUGUACUAGAAGGUAGCUAUUUAACAAAAUAUAGAAUAAGAUUUAUUUAGGGAAAAUUAUACCAAUAUCCUAAUGUUUUGAAAUGUAAAGAAAUUAUGAAAAUCGAUCCCAAAGAAAAUGUAAAUAAAUUUGGUUUAGAGUAUAACACUCUGUUUUCUUCCAUAAUAAAAUGUGUAUUUGUAUGAACAGAUUUAAUAAGUUUCAAUAACUUAAACGUAUUAAUAAUCAGGAAAAUCUGAAUAAAUAUCAGUAUUAUUAUGUUCAAUAUGUUUGUAAUGCCUCGUUAUGUUGUAUUAUAUUUUUUUUAUUCAUUCUCAUUUUGUCAUGUAUUUUUGACACGAGUAAAGUUGAUUAAACUUGAAACUUG